UUAUCCUCGCGAAUCGUCUAAGGACCAAUUUUUCAUUCCAUUUCAUUUUUUAUCCUUUUUACCUUUCUCGAUGAUCAAAUUUUUUUCGACGGCCAAAAUCGAAAGUGGCGUGAGAUAAAGAAAAUCUAUAUAGAAAUAUAACACGGAGAAGAGAAAAAUAAUAAAGAUUAAAACGAAGACAAAGAACAAGUGGAAAAAAAAAGAAGUAGUAAAAAAUAGCAAAAGAAAGGAAAAAAGAAAAAAUAAAAGAAAAUAGAAGAAAAAGAGGAAGGAGAGAAAGAAGAAAGAGAAGGAAGUAUAUAAAACAAUUAUCAAAGGAAUAGAAUCAAGAUGACAUAUUCAAGAUUACUCUUGUUCAUUCUAUUCGGUGAAUCCUUUCUCUUAUUUCAUUAUACCUUAGCCACGGACAUAAAAACGAUAAUGGAACGUACGUUGCCGGUUUAUGCUAUGCUCUCAAAUGCACAUUUUCUUAAUUCAACGACGUGUGCCAAGGAAUUGAUAAAUUUACGAGAUGCUAUCGAUCGGCGAGCAUUAUGGAGCUUAAAAGUAAUCGAUUCAAGUGGCGAACCAAUGUCCGGAUUUCUCUAUGGAAAUAAUUAUUGGUUUGGUAAACAAAGUCAAUGCGAAGAUACGAACAAUAGAAUUCCGUUAACAAUUAAUGAAAAUGAACUAAUAAAUAAUUCGAGAUAUCGUCACGUCGAAGAUGAAUUUCCACCGUACAAAAUCAAAUAUUUCGUCGCACGUUUCAGGCACAAUAGCACUUUGCAAUACCACAUUAGAGUAUAUAACGAAGAUUUGGUAACACUCGGAAUGUGUUUACCGGCCACCUGUUCAAAUGAUCAAUUAUAUAUUCUUCUUGAAAAAGUUUUAAGAGAUAGAAUUCUUAUUAUAAGUGACCUAUAUUCGAUUGAUCUUAAACUGCUCGAAGUAAAAAAUCUAAUUGACGAUUAUCAAUGGUUCUCAAGUAUAACAUUCAUAUCAGUCAUGUUUCUAUUAAUACUUACGUGCUUGUUAAUGCUAAUAGGAACGACCUAUGACAUUGUGAUAUAUCAAAAACGUUUAAAAAGGCACACUAAGCUUCUUCAAAUUUAUGAAAAUACUCAUUCUUCUCAAGACAAAACAAUCGAUAAUAAACAAUCAAACAUGGAUCCUGAGGAUAAGCCGAUAACAUUAAAACUUCAAAAUUCUAUUAGUAAAGUAUUUCUAGCUUUUUCGAUUUACUCGAACACGAAGGCAAUGUUUAAUACAAAACUGAAUGAUGAUUUUAUACCGAUUAUACAUGGUUUGAAAUUUCUAUCGAUGUUAUGGGUCAUUAUAGCACACACGAUAUUCUACAUCAGUGAUUAUACCGACAAUAAAGUAAUAGCCUUUAGAAAAUCAGAAUCUUUGGUUCUUCAAGUGAUAACCAAUGCGUCACUAUCGGUAGAUACAUUUUUUUUCCUCGGUGGUUUUCUCAUAACUUAUUUAUAUUUAAAUAAAGAACAGGAAAGGAAUAAACAUCGGCCACUGAAUUAUAUUAUUAAAUAUUACUUCAUGAAUAUCCUAAAAAGAUUUUUCAGAUUUACACCAUCUUAUAUGCUUACAAUGGGAAUAUUUGAAAUAACUUCAUUGCGGUAUAGUUAUACCUCGCAGUUUUAUAUGACAGAACGUUCAUACGAUGUCUGUCCAAAAUAUUGGUGGAGGAAUAUACUUUAUAUUCAAAAUUUGUUUGAUAGAAACAGCAUGUGCAUGUCUUGGAGUUGGUAUUUGGCAAAUGAUAUGCAAUUUUUUAUAAUAACUACAUUCCUGUUAAUAUUAUCAUCCAGGUACUUCAAAGUGGCCGCCAGUUUACUAGGUCUAUUGUUUAUCGCAUCGAUAAUCAUAACCGGCUACGUAUCACAUAUUCACAAUUACGUUCCUACAUUGGAUCAACAGUACCAUCUUUUAGAUGUCCUGUACGAUCCACCAUGGACUAGGAUAGGACCUCAUAUAGUGGGUAUAAUCACCGGUUAUAUCGUUAUCAAAUUGAACAAAGAAUUACGAUGGAAAAGGAAAACUAUCAUAUUAUUCUGGAUACUUAGUAGUACCUGCAAUAUAUUAGUACUUUUUGGAUUAUGGGAAAAAAGGAUAUCGGUUAUAAGUGCUACCUUUUAUGUUGCCCUUGCUAGAACAGCUUGGGCAGUCGGCUUGGCAUGGCUUGUAAUUGCCUGUGUCACAAAUCACGGAGGUAUUAUUACCAAGAUUCUUUCGUUCAAAAGUUGGAUACCAUUCAGUAAAUUAUCUUACUGUGUCUAUCUAUUAAAUCCUAUUGUUAUCAAUAUCAUUUACUUAAACAGCGAAAAUGUUAUUCACAUUGAUUUACUACCAAACGUAAGUUUAUCCAAUCAAUUAAAAUUUCUCUUUUUAUUAUUAAUUAUAUUUCAGAUAAUAAUACUAAUUAAUUUUUUCUUUUUUUCCUAUUCCUGUUUUUUUUUUUUUCUUUUUCUUUUUUUUUUCCCCCGUUCAUAUCCUCUUCCAGAUAAUAUUAUUUUUUGGAAACUUUGUGAGCACUUACAUAUGCGCUUACAUAUUUUCGAUGAUGUUCGAAAUGCCAUUCACCCUGUUGUUAAAACAAGUUUUUAAUUACAACGACGAUAGGAAAAAAUGAUCGAUCUUUGAUCUCCUUCCAUGGAUAUAUUUACAUUCAUUAAUUGAAUUUCACAAUGUUUUUUUUUUUUUAUAUUCUUUUGUAAUUUAUUGGAAAAAAAAUGUAUGUUUGGUUUUCUUUUCUCUCUCUCUCUCUCAAUCUCUCUCUCUCUCUCCCUCUCUCCCUCUCUCCCUCUCUCUCAUUUGUGUUUUCCCUUGUUUACGCGAUUUAAUGCAUUCCUUUUUUACAUUACACACUGAUAAUCGCGCAAUUAAUAUGAAUUAUAAUCGAUCGAAUGAUCUAA
Messenger RNA from Vespa velutina, 2909 nucleotides. Its product is annotated as nose resistant to fluoxetine protein 6-like. The coding region runs from base 331 to 2601 and encodes 756 amino acids. Gene Ontology annotation, molecular function: acyltransferase activity, transferring groups other than amino-acyl groups. The record is from RefSeq and is a predicted model, not a curated record. The transcript has 13 exons. NCBI's taxonomy places the organism in Eukaryota, Metazoa, Arthropoda, Insecta, Hymenoptera, Vespidae.